Gamsiella multidivaricata is the source of this 1648-nucleotide messenger RNA. RefSeq lists its product as uncharacterized. The record is from RefSeq and is a predicted model, not a curated record. The coding region runs from base 121 to 1566 and encodes 481 amino acids. The transcript has 5 exons. Gene Ontology annotation, cellular component: SWI/SNF complex; nucleus. Lineage: Eukaryota; Fungi; Mortierellomycota; Mortierellomycetes; Mortierellales; Mortierellaceae. Gene Ontology annotation, biological process: regulation of transcription by RNA polymerase II.
CCUCCUCUUACGAUGAUGGGAAAUAAAGGGAUAGAGCAUUUCACUUAGACUGUCCGCCUUUUCAAUUAUCCUUGUCGUUUUGAUCCCAUACAGCAACACUUUCUUCUGCCUUUCAGGACCAUGGAUCCCUCAAGGAAGCGAUCAACAGCGGCAGAUCUGCCCUUGCUCGUUGCAAAGGCAAAGCGGAAGCGUCCCAACGACAACCAGAUCUCAUCUAAGAUCGAAGCAAUUGUCCCCGAGUCGAAACUGUACACGGAGCUACUGGACUUCGAAAAGAAGCUGGAUGCUACUAUCAUGAGGAAACGUCUGGACCUACAGGAGACACUCAACAAACCUGUUAAGAUCAAGCGUACACUUCGCAUCUUUAUCUCAAACCUCUCACACGACCAGGACGCGCCAGAAUCCGAGGAUGAUGAACCGCAGCUGGACAAGGGGCCCACACCUUCAUGGACACUCAAGGUCGAAGGACGCCUCGUCGAUGAAGCAAACGCAUCAGCGUACAAAAACAGACAGACAAGCCGAAAGUUUUCAAGUUUCUUCAGAUCAGUGAUGAUUGAGCUGGAUCGCGACUCGAACCUGUUUCCGAACGGCAAUUUUGUAGAAUGGCAUAAAUCGCCCAACCAGGCGGAUGUCGAUGGAUUUGAAAUCAAGCGACACGGGGAUGAGAACGUCAAAGUCCGGGUUAUUCUUCAUGUCGACAACUCUCCAGAGCGUUUCAAAUUGAGCCCCGAGUUGGCGGAUGUGCUGGCGAUCGAUGUGGAGACCCGUCCGGGAAUUAUGCUGGCGCUGUGGCAGUAUAUCAAGUUCCAUCAGCUGCAGGAUCCUGAAGACAAGAGGAAUAUCAACUGUGACCAGAAGCUUGCAGCAUUGUUCAACCAGCCAAAGAUCUCAUUUCCAGCACUCCCAGAGCUGAUUGGACGCUUCUUGUCGCCCCCAGAUCCUAUCGUGCUGGAAUAUACCGUCCGGAUUGACAAGCCCUAUCACCUCUCAUCAUACUGCUACGAUCUGGACGUGGAAGUCGACGAUCCCCUGUUCAAGAGCAAGAUCUCUUCUUUGCUUUCAUCCACAUCCCUCAAUGCGGCUACCAACAGCCUGCCGAAGCAGAUUCAUGCGCAAGAUGAACAAAUCAUGCAGUACAUUCAAAGCAUGCACAACUCGAAAACAAAGCGCGACUUUUUACUACGGUUCGCGAACGACCCCGCAGACUUCUUGGAUCGAUGGGUGGCCUCUCAGAGCAGGGAUUUGGAGGUCAUCCUGGGCGAGUCGCAUGUGAACCUGGAGGAGCAGAGACGGUCAGAGUUCUAUAAUCAGCAAUGGGUCAACGAGGCAGUUUUCCAUUACAUGACCGCCAAGAACCAGAAGAAGCUGCAGGAACUUUUGAGUGGAAACCCUCAGCCGGUCCCGAGCGCGCCUGCAGUGAACCCUCAGCAGCAGCAACAACAACAACAGCAGCAACCACAGCCAGGCAUGAUACCGGCAGGAGGACAUCCGCCACCACAUCCUCAGCAGCAACAGCAGUUCCAGCAGCAAGGCAUGGCUCCUGGUCAUCCUGGUGGGCGGUUUUAGACGCGCUGCUGUCAAAGUGUGCUGUCUUUCUCAGCUGGCAUCUCCCUUUCUUUUCCCCCAAUAAACCAAAGUAAUAUAUGAC